This is a messenger RNA of Psilocybe cubensis, 867 nucleotides long. RefSeq lists its product as uncharacterized. The transcript has 7 exons. Lineage: Eukaryota; Fungi; Basidiomycota; Agaricomycetes; Agaricales; Agrocybaceae. The record is from RefSeq and is a predicted model, not a curated record. The coding region runs from base 1 to 867 and encodes 288 amino acids.
AUGUCUUCGCACAGCAGCCAACAGCAACAUUUGAUUCCCAGCAGUCACAAAGCGACCGACCAUGUUUCGUAUCUCAACAAACUGAACGAAGUUCUUCUUGCAAUCAAUGAGCUGGAAGGUCAUCUCAUUGAUGAGAGAAACGAUGAAAUAAAGGCUAGAUACAAGUCACGCAUUGAAAACCUGAAAAAAGGCGUUUUAUUGGAGAAAAGAGGUUUAGAAAACAGAGUUUUACCCACUGACGCUGCAAUGAAAUCAUUGGAACAGGGAAUCGAACUAAUCUUUAGAGAAUACGAGAACGACUCGGGCUACUAUCGGGAGCUCAUGCGUACCAAGGCACAGCAGAAAAGGUUAAAACAAGAAGCCAUGGAAGCCAAACGGCUCAAUAGGCGAUCUAACAGCUCCAUUGGUGCCAUGUUUGCGAGCACGAGCUCAGAAUCGCUCUACUUACCGCCUGGACGAAAGAUGUCUCCAGAAGAAUUUAGGUACCCACAGAACUACUUCCACGCUCAGACUGGAACUUCAGGGUCGUCCGCCACACAACCAUCCCAUCCCCGAAACAAGACAUUUUUAGAGGUACAAGAGUAUCCGUCGAACUCUGACCCAGCUCGUUCUGUUUCCCAUCAAGGGACUCAGAAAUCUGGAGCUGGUAAAGCAUUCGAGGAGCAAAGCACCUCCGCUCCUCAUGUGUCGGUUGAGUUAGCUAACAACUACCCAGGCCCAUAUGUAAGGCCCGGGGACGAUGGAACUUCUUACACUGCAUCUUCUCUCGUAGACGCGCAUGUUCAGGCUCAUCAACAACAAGUGAAUGGCUUUAACUUAGCGAGGAAUAUUGAUGCUUCUCGAGGUCAUCGUGGCGGGGAAGUCUGA